AUCAGUGGCACUGCGGUUGCUGUUCAGUUCUUAAAGACCGCUAAAGUCCCCGGUCUGGGAUCCACCCCGACUUUCCCUGGAGUUUCACCAAACGACUGUUCCUGUCUUUCGCUUGCCUGCUCAAGCCCUCCAAUGGUCGACUCAGAUCUCAAAGUCGCGCCCGUCAUGGCGACCGAGAAACCAACCACGCCGCCGCAGCUCGCGGCCGAUGAGCCCGUGCCGGACUUACAACGCCCGCCGGGAUGGAUGUACAAGGAGAUCAAGCUGGGUCGGUGGUCUGCAGGCUGGUAUGCGUCGCCUCACAUUCAAUUGGGCAUGGUCGCCUUUGUUUGUUUCCUGUGUCCCGGCAUGUUUAAUGCGCUGAGCGGGUUGGGAGGUGGUGGAAAGACCGACGCACACUUGGCCGACAACAUGAACAUCGCCCUGAACAGUACAUUCGCCGUCGUAGGUUUCUUCGCCGGUACGUUUGUCAACCGCAUGGGGAUUCGCCUGGCGCUGUCCUUGGGUGGCAUUGGGUAUACGAUCUACACCAUCAGUCUGCUGGUCUCGGAGCAUGCAAACGUCUCCGGGUUCAACAUCUUCGCGGGCGCUCUUCUCGGUGUCUGCGCCGGUUUACUGUGGGCAGCCCAGGGCGCCAUCAUGAUGUCCUACCCCCACGAAGAACAAAAGGGUCGGUAUUUCGCGUGGUUCUGGGCGAUUUUCAAUAUUGGCGGCUGCUUGGGUAGUUUGAUCCCCCUUGGCGAAAACAUCCACGUCAAAGCAAACGUCACCGUCAGCGACGGCACCUACAUCGGCUUUCUCGUGCUCAUGUUCGCCGGCGCCGUUCUCGCCCUCUUCCUAUGCGACGCGGACAAGAUCGUCCGACGGGACGGGUCUCGCGUCAUCCUCAAGAACAACCCCAGCUGGAAGACCGAGAUCAUCGGCCUGUGGACCACCGUCCGCUCCGAGCCGUACAUCGUCCUGCUGUUCCCCAUGUUCUGGACCUCCAACUGGUUCUACACCUACCAGCAGAACGCCAUCAAUGGCGCGCACUUCGGCACGCGCACCAAGGCGCUCAACGGAUUCUUGUAUUGGUUUGCGCAGAUCAUCGCCGCCGUUAUUAUCGGUCCGCUGUUUGACCUCCCGCAAUUCCGUCGCAGUGUGCGCGCCAAGUAUGCCUUUGGACUCGUGUUCGCUUUGACGAUGAUCGUCUGGGGCGGCGGCUACGAGUGGCAGAGGAAAUACACGCGCGAAACCGUCGCGUCCAAGGAUUUCGAGCCCACCGAUUGGACGACCCCGGGCUAUGUUGGCCCCAUGUUCCUGUACAUGUUCUACGGCGGGUACGACGCCGUCUGGCAAGGCUACGUUUACUGGCUAAUGGGCGCCCUCGGCAACUCCGGCCGCAAACUCGCCAACCUCGCCGGGUUCUACAAGGGCCUGCAAUCGGCCGGCGCAGCCGUCAUGUGGAGUCUCGACCGCGACAAGAUGCCGUUCAUGAACGAGUUCAUCUCGAACUGGGUGCUGCUGUGCGGGUCGCUGAUUGUCGCUGCCCCUGUGGUGUUCUUCAAGAUCAAGGAUCAUGUUAGCGUAGAGGAGGACUUGAAGGAUACCGAUGGUACUAUUGAGGAUGUUCUGCCCGAUGGACAUCCGGAGAAGGUACGGGCUGGGGAUCAUAAUAUCUAGGCCGGGCGUUGGGAUAGAUGAUAUAUGCUUCGCAUGUUAGUUAACGAGUGGGUUGAUAUUUAGUAAUAUUUAGGAUUGGGUUGGAUAUAUGCAUUGUUAUUGGCAUUAUUGUUACUGGAAGAUAAUAAAUUUAGUUUAUGAGUG
Molecule: messenger RNA, 1806 nt
Organism: Aspergillus candidus
Lineage: Eukaryota; Fungi; Ascomycota; Eurotiomycetes; Eurotiales; Aspergillaceae
Product: DUF895 domain membrane protein
Exons: 4
Coding region: 133-1662 (509 amino acids)
Biological process (GO): transmembrane transport
Molecular function (GO): transmembrane transporter activity
Source: RefSeq, a predicted model, not a curated record